Nomascus leucogenys (northern white-cheeked gibbon) is the source of this 2709-nucleotide messenger RNA. The record is from RefSeq and is a predicted model, not a curated record. NCBI's taxonomy places the organism in Eukaryota, Metazoa, Chordata, Mammalia, Primates, Hylobatidae.
UCUGAUAAGAUUGAUUUAUUUGGUUAAGAAAUACUUUUCUUAAACCUAUUUUUAAAAAAUGACACUCAGUAUUAGCAUAACAUGCACAUUUGAAAUGUGAGAACUAUAAGGGAUGAAAAUCUGACAGGUGCAAUUAGUGAGAUACAAAGCAGGAGGAGUUGAACCAAAACCAUCAGUUAAACAUUUUGCAUUUAGACUUAAUUCUUUGUUAGAAAGGUUGGGAAUAACAUGAAAGCCAUUUUAACCUUAACAAUGAAAGGAGGACUAUUAUCACUUAAUUAUAUUUCAGUGACAAGCUGCUUUCUGUAAAAUCCAGCCCACAGGACACAAACACGGUCUUGGCCACACCUUAGCAUUACUGGUUGGCGGCAUUAUUUCCCUAUCCUUUUCUGAAACCCAUUCAACAUGGAAUCAAACAAUAGCAACUCUGGCAAGAAUUCUCCUAUAUACACAAUGAAGAAAUAUUUCUGAGUUUCAUAAGUUAUAACACAAGUGUCACACUUCUUUUCACAGCAACUGAAGGGCAGGAGUUAGUUUGGCUAAAGCUCUCAGGACAUUAUAAUGGCUUUAGUAUUUAGAACUGUGGCUCAACUAGCUGGUGUUUCAUUAUCUUUGCUGGGAUGGGUUUUAUCCUGUCUUACAAAUUACCUGCCACACUGGAAGAACCUCAACCUGGACUUAAACGAAAUGGAAAACUGGACCAUGGGACUCUGGCAAACCUGUGUCAUCCAAGAGGAAGUGGGGAUGCAGUGCAAGGACUUUGACUCCUUCCUGGCUUUGCCUGCUGAACUCAGGGUCUCCAGGAUCUUAAUGUUUCUGUCAAAUGGGCUGGGAUUUCUGGGCCUGCUGGUCUCUGGGUUUGGCCUGGACUGUUUGAGAAUUGGAGGGAGUCAGAGAGAUCUCAAGAGGCGACUGCUGAUCCUGGGAGGAAUUCUGUCCUGGGCCUCGGGAAUCACAGCCCUGGUUCCUGUCUCUUGGGUUGCCCACAAGACGGUUCAGGAGUUCUGGGAUGAGAAUGUCCCAGACUUUGUCCCCAGGUGGGAGUUUGGGGAGGCCCUCUUUCUGGGCUGGUUUGCUGGACUUUCUCUUCUACUGGGAGGGUGUCUGCUCAACGGUGCGGCCUGCUCCAGCCACGCUCCCCUAGCUUCGGGCCGCUAUGCAGUGGCGCAAACACAAGAUCAUCAUCAACAACUGGAGACGAGAAACACCAACCUGAAAAACUAAGCCAGAAGGGACAAGUGUCUGUUGUUCAGGAGACGCCUGCUCACCACUCGAUUUGGUAGGAUGCCCCGCUCUAGUCAUCUCACUGUGCUUUUGAUUUUUGAAAAUGCAUUUUUUCCUGUGGCUAUUAAACUAUAGUUUCUUUCCAAGACUGGUAAGCCAUUUUUAUCUUCUACUCUGAGACCAAAACCAAUCAAGACUGAAUAGUAAUGACACCCAUUUCUGUGGAUGAGUGUUCUCAAUUUUAAAAUAGUGAUUGCAUAGAAAUGGUAAAUAAAACAUUAAUCUGUACGUAUCUUUGAAGGUAUUAUUCAUAUGGAGCGGCAUCAUUUGACAAAUCAUUUACUUCUUUCAGGUGUUUAAGAUAACCUAGUAUAAUAAGCCUGAGGUCUUGUUGCAUAUUUAUUUAAAAUGCAUGAUGUCUUAUUAUAUAAAAUAAUUAUUAGCUCUUUAAAAGCUUUCGAGGUGAAAGGUGGACACAUCAUCUCCUUCUGAAUCAGAGACCUCAGUGUCUCUAUGGAGCCUUUUUCAAAAGGCAGCCACAUUCAGUCAUGCCUUCUACACUGUCAGAGGCAGGAGGGCGACCUUGGGUUUUGGAUGAUUCAAGUAGACUCUGCCACACAAACGUCCUUCUGCAUCCUGUGCUCUGUAUUUCAUGGGCAGCGUUUCUGGCUUCCCCGGCACUGAGCAGCCUGUGGGGGGCACGGCAGGGCAGGACUGGGGUGUGCGGGUAGAGAACCUCCCGGGCCGGCUGCCUCUCCGUGGAGCGCACUGCCAGCCCGGGUGCAGCGACUGCAGAGCACAUCUUCUAGAGCCCUUCAUUUUAUUUGCCCAAUGAAAAAACUUCAUCCUUUUUUAUCAGCAAUACAUAUAGUUCCAACGAGAACUAGUCAUCACAAACUGCCGGCCUGGGGAUUUCUUCAUGAAAUAUUUUGUAUUUGCUCGGUACAUGGUUCAAGGAAACUCUUGUGUUUGUGCCAAUCAGGGAAAUAAACUGAACAAUAAACAACACUGAAAUAGGGUAUUAGGCAAUACGUAGCUUUGUUUUUUUGUUUUUUUUUUUUUUAAAAACCCACUGAAUUUUUUUCCACCCACAAACACAUGGAAAGUGCAGAAACCAGUUAAUCUAUGUGAUGUAUUUGCAUACGUUUACAAACAAGACAAAUUAAAACAGAAACAUGUUCAGAAUUUAACCUGAUUAAAUAUUAAGUUCAGUCCUGAGCUUUUGAUAUUUAAUACAAUAUAGAUAAAGCAACAGCAAACAAAUUUUAAUUUAUUUGAUUUGCAUGCUACAGAGAUUUAGCUAAACUUUGUUCAUUUGGCUAGCAAUAUUCUUUUUGUACCUGUAACACUUAAGAUUCUGAUAUACAAAAUUGUAAUAAUAUACUGAUAAUUCAAACUUGAGAACUAAAUAUUACAUUCUUUUUACCCUGUGCGAAUAAAUUCUACCUUUUAAAAAUAGUAUUUAUAAUAUUAAAAUUCAUAUUU